This is a messenger RNA of Xyrauchen texanus (razorback sucker), 4407 nucleotides long. Its product is annotated as prestin-like. Gene Ontology annotation, biological process: transmembrane transport. Gene Ontology annotation, cellular component: membrane. The record is from RefSeq and is a predicted model, not a curated record. Gene Ontology annotation, molecular function: secondary active sulfate transmembrane transporter activity; oxalate transmembrane transporter activity; bicarbonate transmembrane transporter activity. Bases 229 to 2448 code for a protein of 739 amino acids. Lineage: Eukaryota; Metazoa; Chordata; Actinopteri; Cypriniformes; Catostomidae. The transcript has 19 exons.
GCUAGUCGUCGGCAGUUAAAGGGUAUUCCUCUGUUACACAGUAACCGCAGUAUCUUCUCCACUGAAUUCACCGACCUUGGGUCAUUUUCAGGACAGAGGCGGUGAGAGAGUGUAGUUCUCUUUCUAUGAGUCAUUGAAAACAGGAAGAGGAAGCAAAGGAAGAAAGAGCACGAGUGCUGCACCCACAAGGUCUUUGUAGCCUGACAUGCCCGUAUUUCCACUGCUGCUAUGGAGAACACAACUGCUAAAGAGGAGCCAUCUGCUACGCUGAUGUACCGUGUGGAACGACCUAUAUUUAAUGAAGGCCAUAUAGACUCCGAGCUUCUGCAUAGGAAGAAGAGAACACCUAAGUCCUGUAGACGGAGAAUAGCUGAGAAGUUCCGCUGUUCAUCUGGAAAAGCCAAAUCUGUUGCACUUAGUUUUCUGCCCAUUAUAACAUGGCUGCCAUCAUAUCCACUGAAGAAAUACCUGUUUGGGGAUAUUGUUUCUGGUAUCAGCACAGGUGUAAUGCAGCUACCUCAAGGUCUUGCUUAUGCGAUGUUGGCAGCUGUUCCCCCAGUGUUUGGGUUAUAUUCAUCUUUUUAUCCAGUCCUGUUAUACACAUUUUUUGGUACCUCCAGACAUAUAUCAGUAGGCACAUUUGCAGUAAUCAGUCUGAUGAUUGGGGGGGUUGCUGUCAGGGAGGCCCCAGACUCCAUGUUUGCAGUUAAUGGGACCAACGCAUCACAGAUUGUGAAUAUUGAGACACGUGAUGCCAGGAGAGUGGAGGUGGUUGUAGCUCUAACAACCCUAGUAGGAAUCAUUCAGUUGGUUCUGGGUCUGCUAAGAUUCGGAUUUUUGGCAAUCUACCUGACUGAGCCGUUGGUGCGAGGUUUCACCACAGCUGCUGCUGUGCACGUCUCAGUCUCACAGCUCAAAUACCUGCUAGGAGUGCACACAGCACGCUUCAAUGGGCCUCUCUCCGUCCUUCAUAGUCUUGAUGCUGUCUUCAGGAACAUUGCAAGCACUAACAUUGCCACUCUUAUUAUUGGACUGGUGUGUUCUGUCUUCCUGUACGCUGUGAAAGAUCUCAAUGAGCGCUUCAAAAAGAAGCUACCUAUCCCUAUCCCUGGAGAGAUCAUAGUGGUAAUUGUCUCCACUGGGAUCUCGUAUGGGAUGACUAUGUCUGAAAACUAUGGUGUAGAAGUUGUGGGAAAAAUUCCGACUGGGUUGCUGCCACCCAAGAUUCCAGACUUCUCAGUAUUGCCAAACCUCUUCACAGAUGCCAUAGCUAUAGCUGUUGUUGGGUUCUCAAUUGCAAUCUCACUAGCCAAAACUUUUGCUCUGAAGCAUGGCUACAGUGUGGAUGGAAAUCAGGAGCUCAUUGCGCUGGGGCUUUGUAACUUUUUGAGUUCAUUCUUCCACACGUUCGUUGUAACUGCCUCAAUGUCACGCAGCCUGGUACAGGAAAGCACAGGAGGACAUACUCAAAUUGCUGGAUUCUUGGCGUCCAUACUUGUGCUACUGGUGGUAGUGGCCAUUGGGUUUGUCUUUCAGCCUUUACCUACAACUGUGUUGGCUGCUAUCAUCAUGGUCAAUCUCCUGGGAAUGUUUAAGCAAAUAAGAGACAUUCCUGCAUUAUGGAGAACCAGCAAGAUUGAAUUGACAAUUUGGCUGGUGUCCUUUUUUGCGUCUGUUCUCCUGGGUUUGGAUUAUGGGCUGGUGGUUGCCAUGGGCUUUGCCAUAUUCACAGUUAUUUACAGAACACAGUGCCCUAAAAAUGUUAUCCUUGGACAAAUCCAAGAUACAGGACUAUACUUUGACAUAGAUGAAUAUGAAGAGGCUGAGGAAUGCUCAGGGAUUAAGAUUUUUCAGUCCAAUACCUCCAUCUACUUUGCAAACAGUGACCUGUAUGUGAGCGCCCUCAAGGCAAAGACUGGAGUUGACCCCGCACAACUUCUCUCUGCCAGAAAGUCACAGCUAAAAUAUGCAAAAAGAGACACCAGAGGGAAGAAGAGCGUAAACCACGGUUCACCUUCGAAGAAAAAUGCUGUUGUUUUAUUGGAUAUGGAGCUGGGUGUCACUCAUGAGGUGGUGUCUGAGGAAAACAAACAGAUGGAUGUAUAUACUAAUGGACAGAUGACAGAGACCCACACUGAGUCAGAAUCUGAGGCCGAUUAUUUCCUGCAGCGUCUAACCCCCAUUCACUUCAUCAUACUGGACUUUACCCCUGUUAACUUUAUUGACUCUGUAGGGGCCAAAACUAUGAAAUCCGUGAUCAAGGAAUUUGCAACAGUGGAUGUGAAAGUUGUCCUUGCUGGAUGUAGCAGGAGCCUUAUCUCUGAUCUCAGGACACUACAGUUCUUCAGUGACCCUGUGACCUCUGACCUAAUUUUCCCUACAAUUCAUGAUGCUGUGUUACACUGUCAGCACUGGAAAGAUAUCCCCACCUGUCCUGAGAUCCUAUGAACACACAAACCAAAUUACAGCACUAACAAUUGAAUUAUGUUUGAGUUGAGGUGUGGUGGAAACCGCUAUUGUUGAAGUACAGAUAUUUCAGUCCAAGUCACUUUAGCUUUUGGAAGUCAUGGGAACACGAGGGGGCUGGGAAGGUUAAGCUGCAAUGAACAGGCCAAAACAUUAGAUCCAUUUGAGAUGGAAAUACUUAAUGUGAACAUACCAGCAAAUGUUGGGCUUAACAUCAUUGGCGCUUUUGUGGUAUUACACAGGCCAUGAUUGUAACUUGUUACUGACGUUUAUUGGCAAGUAUAGAACACUCUGUUCCCUUCUUUUAAGUGCAAUUAGCGUAAAGAACUCUUGACCAAAGUUUUUGGAUUGGUUUUUAGCUUUUAUUGACAUUCCAGUGAGAUUAUUUUCAUGAUAGAAAUUUUAGUUUUUGUACGCCAUGUGCUUGCUGUUUGUUACCACAUUUGAACCUUUUUCUUUUCACAAUAUUUGAUUUUUCUGCAAGGCCAGUUUCUCAACUGGCUGUAGAUUUCAACAAAUAAGCAGUUUAGUAUGUUACAUACAUGGUUGGGAAGUUUACUUUUGAAAUGUAUUCCACUACAGGUUACAGAAUACAUGCUGUAAAAUGUCAUUUGUAACGUAUUCCAUUAUAUUACUUAAAUUCAGUAACGUAUUCUAAAUACUUUAGUUUACUACUUCAGCACUGGUAAAUUUUUUUACUUGUGUUGACUGUAAAAACUCUGCCAGUACAGAAAGACAAAAUACACGUGUUAAAAAUACAUUCUCUGAAAACAUAAAUAUCUAAUGCAGUGUUGUUUCUAAAUCAAGAUUAAUCAAUUUGAUCUUGUUUUAAGAAUUUUUAAAAUAGGAAAACAAUACAAAAUAAUUAUCAAGAAUAUAAUUUUUGACCUAAUAUCAAAGGUCUUACUAUAUUUUUUUUUUUUAUUAUGAUCCAACAUGAAUUUUCUUGAUAAAAAAUAUGAUUGUGCCUGGUAAUGUGCAAGUAAAAUGGCUAGAAAUAGCAUUUUAGCUUGGUGUAAAGCUGACAAUUUACACAAGGUUUAUCUCUAUUUCUUCUGCUCCAAACUUACUUCAAACUUCUCUGUCUGCUCGUAUGAAUGUAACACAUAAGAAAGUGUUGCACCGCUGUUCAAAUGCACUUUGUAUUGCAUCAUUUAUAUGUAGAAAGGUUUUCCAUUUGAAAGCACUAAAUAUUUAAUGAAACAAAUGACAAUAAAAUGCAAAAUAAUCACAUCAGUAAUCAAAAUACUUUUUGAAUGUAACCAAUGAUUUAAAUUGUAAUUGUAGUGGAAUACGGUUACUUAUAUUUUAUAUUUUAAAUACGUAAUCCCGUUACAUUUAUUCCGUUACUGCCCAACCCUGGUUACAUUUUACAAAAAGCUCAUCAUGGUAGGCUAUUGCACUGUUGUGAGGAUGCUGAUUUCCAUUUCUUUUUAUGUUUUAAACUGAUGUUUCUGAGAAGGCAGUAUUAUCUCCCAGAUAUUUAUUGUAUGUUUUCAUUUUGUUUUAGUGAUGAACUCCAUUCAAUCUAUGUAACACUUUAUGCUAAUAGAAAAUCAUAGCUGCUCCCAGUUCUCUUGCAACAUCUCAUUUACACUCCAAAAAACGUUGGGUUAUUUAUUUUACCCAAUAGCUGGUUUAAACAUAUUGGGUCGUUGGGUUAUUCCUAAAGUUUAUUGAGUUGUUUCUACAAUAACGAAUUGUACAAAAACGUCUCGCUAGGACAUUUUAAAUUUCAACGGUCUACCAGUGCCACUGCCAACAGAAGAUACAGAGGUACUUAAUAAUAUCACGUUAUAUGAACGCUUUUAGUUUUCUUUAUCAACAUACAAUAAUAGCUGAAUAUUAAAUAAUUAAGUAAUUUCCCCUUAAUUUUGGGUCUGCUGUAUUGCUGCACUUGCUAUAAAUCCUGCCUAUUUUAAACUGUGACGUAAAAACUAU